This is a messenger RNA of Contarinia nasturtii (swede midge), 4770 nucleotides long. It is a transcript of the gene dtn, whose product is annotated as transmembrane protein 132E. The transcript has 15 exons. The record is from RefSeq and is a predicted model, not a curated record. NCBI's taxonomy places the organism in Eukaryota, Metazoa, Arthropoda, Insecta, Diptera, Cecidomyiidae. The coding region runs from base 1144 to 4485 and encodes 1113 amino acids.
AAUUCGUUGAGAAAAUUUUUGGUUCGGAUGAAACUCGUGAAAAAUUUAUAGGUUUUUUUUCGGGAAGCGUGCGCAUUCUUCAUUCUGCUCAAAUCCAUCCGAAAUUUCGAAUGGGCAUAACAAGAAAGAGAGAGAGAGAGAGAGGGGACGUGUGUAAAAGAUAGGAAUUCGUGGGAUUGUAUUUCACACAACGAGUGAAAAGUGUGGACACGAAAAAGAAUUUAUACUGGCUCUGUAUUUCAAACCACACUGGCAUUCUCGCAUAACACCGACGUACAAUAAAUAUAUAUUCGUCGUAGUUUUAAAAUAAAACGAGCCAAAGAGAGAAGGACAGAGAGGGAAAAUAUAAAAAAAAUCAAUAUUUUCUUCAACUGAGAUUGCGUAGCCUAUGGGGCGUGAAUUUUUUUCCCCUAUACACAUAUGCUCUAGAUUGGAUUCAGUGAAAUAAUUUCUUUCUUUCCAACACAUUUUUAUACAUGUUACCAAGUAUGCGGGGAAAGGAUUCUCUAGUUGCCUUGGCAGUAAUUACAUAACUGGAACACGAAAUAGCAGCUCGGAAUUGUACGAGUACGAAAAUACCAUAUACAGCGAAAGAGAAUUGCAAUUUUUGAAGUUCAACACACUGUGCAUGUGUUGUUUUACAGAAUUUUAAUGUGACAAAUUCAUAAAUUGUUUAUUGAAUUUGAGUGGUUGGCGAUUGUGUAUUGAUUUGAAAAUAAAGUGGCAAUUGUUUUGCAAGGAGCAAAAAAUCGGUGUAUAGAUGCGCUUCGUUAAUAUAUUAUUUUGAGCAAGUUUUGCCAGUGUCAAACGAGAGUGUAAAGUGCAUGGUGAACCGUAUUACAGAGUCCGUGUGUUAUUUGUACGUAUUUGAGGUGCAUUGAUUUUUAUCUUUUUGAAGAAGAGAAGAGAGAAAAAAAAACAACGUACAACAAUCACAGAAAAAAAGUAUAAAGAAAAGAAGAAAAAGAUUCAACGUAUAAAAGAUAUAUAAUACACAAACUUACCUACAUGAAUGUGUAGUAUUUAUGUGGAUGUGUGCGAGAUUAAUAUGCUGUAUGUGAAGAUCAUGAACGCCUUUUUUCGGAACAUCAAUAUUUUCAUGCUUGAGAAAAAUGGAAUGGAGUUUAUCUCGUAUUAAACGGAAUGAUUAUAAACAUGUAUUUUUGGAUAGUAUUUUCUUAUUUAUGUUUUGAUUUUGCAAGUUCAGUUCAAGUUAGUUUUGACAAACCCGAUAGUGGAUUCUUCUUUAAGCAUUCAUCUGUACAACCACAGCAACAGCUAUUAAAUAAUCCGAUCUCAGAUCUAAAAAAUACACCGACAUCAAGCAAAGAAAUAAAAGAUUCAGUGUUAUCGUUCAAUCGUUUUACCGUCGCUCAAGCAAAUCAUCCAGUAUCAAUACGUGCCAGCUAUGGACCAUUUUCAACGAAACAAACCGUACCAGCGCGGUUCAUUGUACCCGAAGAUUCGGACAAUUUUGGCUAUCAGUCGAAGUCCGAUGGCAAAGUUAACUAUGAUAUAAAACAAACGACAAAUUAUUUAGACAUAUCAGCUAGUUUAGUGCGGAAUUAUAUACCGCGAGAUUCGCCUGUACUACGUGUUCUAUUUCACGGUGCCACCGAUGCCGGCGUCUAUUUACAACGAAGAAAAAUCUGCAUUCUACUACAUGUUAAUUUAGAUUCGCAUAAACCAUUGCGCAAUCACUGUAUGCCCGAUGGCGAUGAUAAUGUAUGCGUUGCCGAAGUGGUCAUACCACCGGAUUGGUGGCCAAAACUAUCACCGCCCGACAAAGAUGGCCACACAAAUACCGUUAAAACGCCACAACCAAUGGUCCAAGUGUCAUACAGUGUAUUUGAACCGCCAGCCAAAAAUCCCGAACAAUGUGAGCCAAAAGUACAAAUACAACCAGCUACUGUAUUUGCUCAGGUGCCAUUGACACCAGCAUUAACCGCUUACAAAGAACUUAAAGUUGAUAAUUUACUGACAUUUUUAAUUCCACAUCAACCACUUUACCCAUUAUCCAAAGUUCAUGUUCCAGUAUUUUUACAAACAAAAUCUGCACAAAACAUAGCCAUAUUCGUAGUGAGAGCACGAGCAAAGUCAGGUGUUAAGAUUUUAGGAGCAACUGCCACAACCGACCAAUGGAAUGUUUCGUUUGAGUCUGAAAAUACAAAGCAAACCGUUGCUCGUGUCACCAUUUUCCGAAAUGAACAAGAGAGCGAAAGCACUUUGUCACCACCAAGCAUCGAUGAAAAUGAAGUGCUCGACAUAUUUUCAUGGUUAAUCGAAGUGGAAAAUGUAACCAAAGAGAAUCGAGAUAGUGCAAAAAUUAUUUGGUCGGUGAAUUUCGUACAAGAUGCAAAACAGGAUGGUCGAAUACAAAACUACUCAUCUGAAGUACUUACCACAAUGCCAUUUGAUGGGAAACGUCAAAAAAUUAUUGCACGUUUUCAAAUUAUGAAGGACGAUAUUCAAUCAAUUCUACCUAUAGCCAAGGAUCGCGAAUUAAUGAAUACAGCCGUACUCACUGGCCGUCAAGUGUACAAGACGAUGAAAGUAUUUAUUGUUUCACAAAGUGGAAAGGUUGCUGAUAUAACGCUUCAAAGUUCGUGCCAUUCAGAAGAUGAAAGUGUCAUAAAGGUGUCAACGUCCUGUAGUUCAGUUUAUGUCGACGGAACUGAAACAGAAGGAUCAUCAAAUGCUUCAAUUGUUAUUAAAUAUGGUUCAAAUUCUGGAUUGGCUCGAUUCACCGUAUGGAUGCCAGAAUAUCCAUUAGAAGUGGCUGUGACCGAUUUUCGUUUGUCACAAAUCAAAGGAUGGAAAAUUCCCGUCGAUGCUAAAAAUGAACAUCACAAGGAGAAACGACGCAAGAGAGCCAACAAUUGGUACAAGAGUUCUGAAGAAGUGGGUAAUGGCUCCGAUAAGCAUUCAUGCCGAACACGUUACCAACAAACUCCAGUCGAAGUUUAUGCACGUUUCAUUGCUGUUGAUCAACAUUCGGGACGUGUUAGCUCGUACUUAACACGUAAGAUGGCAUUACGUAUCACGGAAUUGGUUGAGCCAUUCAUUCGGGUGGCUGAUCCAAAAAUCGCAACACUUAGCGGUCGCAUACUUCAAGGUCGUACCAUGGGCCGAACUGAUGUACAAGUAUUAUCACCGAUCAAUGGUCGUGUUAUUGGUUCGAAAGAGAUUCGCGUUGGAAGUGAUAAAGUCACCAUUUCACGGUUAUCCGUUCAGGUUGUGACCGGUUUGCAGUUGAACAUCAACUCAGACGGUGUCUUAGAAAACGGAUAUAUUGCCGAAACUCUUGUCACCAGACAUUUAACCGCACAGUAUCAGGAAGGCUUACUGGACAUCGAUAUUGAGUUUUCCGAUGGCACAAAAACACCAUUACGUGACGUGAAUGCUGAUAAUUACUAUUUGCUGGUUGAAAGUUUGGAUACCGAAGUGGUUGCGUUCGCUCCAAUGUUGGCGUCAAGUUAUCCUCGUGUGAUUGCUGUUGGUGAAGGAAACGGUGAUUUAUUGCGUGUAACAUUACUUUUACCCGAAGACUGCCGCGCUAAACGAAACAAUCAAUACAGUAAACAAUCAUUGAAAGAUGCACAGGGACCACUUGCAUCUACAUUGGCGUCGGUUCAGGUUGAUUUUAAUACGGCUGAAUUUCCGGAUAGUCCAGAUACAUUCCAAAACGAUGGUGUGGGUAGUCGCGACCGUAAAACCAAUCAAGAUUCGAACUCACUCACCGACAUUCUAAUUAACAUACCAUUGAAUGAUGAAAAGAAAUCAAUGGGUGGCGUCGGUGAUUCACAUCAACAUCGCCAUGGUAUUUUAUCGCUACAAAAUCCAAUCGGCAACUCAACCGCUUUGGAAAUUGGCACAUAUUUGUUGCUAUCAACAAUUUGCUUCGCUAUUGUACUUUUUGUAGUAUCUUGUUUUGUGUACGCUUCCAAGCAUAAAAUGAUGAAUAUUGAAAAUAAUAACAAAGAUCGACCAGUCGUUGGUAUGACAGUCGGAAAUGCUACAUCUGCAUCGGGUCAUUUUCCCAUUUUACGUGAAUCGCGUAAGCAUCGUGAAUCCACAACAAACGCACACAAUUGGGUCUGGCUUGGGCGAUCGACUAUGGAUCGUUCGUCGAUGGUUCGUGAAAAUCCCGAUCAAUUCGUUAAUCCCAGAGACUCGAGAAUUCGCAUCACAAGAAAUCCACUACCAUUGAAUUAUAUGGAAGCACCAGAUUCCAUACAACAAGCAUCGACAUUUGACGAUAUCAGUCGAAUCAAUCGUGAUGCCCGUUUCAGCAUUGCUGGACCCUCCUACAGCAAUACACAAGAAGUUCCAUCGCACUCAGAACCGUCUACAAGCGUCAAUUUAAGAAAGCACCACCAUUGCCGUGGGCUCAACCGUAAUGAAGACUAUAGGCCUCCAGUCCCACCUCAUGCACCUCAUAGAAAUAUAGGCAUAACUGCAAACGUUGUAAGAAAUAAUGUGUAAUCAAGCCGCUAGAUGUGUACGCAUUAGAAUCAUUUCUCACAUUUAAAUUAUUUAAUUAAAAAUGAAAAGGAAAAGAAAAAAAAAAACAGAAAAAAACACGAAAAAAAAUUAUUGCUACUAUUAAAUAUACCAUAAGCUAUAUGAUUUUGUUAUGCAGUACAAAGAGAAGACUAGUAAGACAGUAUGAAUGAAUGAUUUUUUUUUCUGUUUAAUUUGUAAAAUGCCAUUUGUUUUUCAUUUGAAUUAUUACAAUUCAAUUUUUAUUAUUAUUAUUUUGUCACGUGA